This is a messenger RNA of Amphimedon queenslandica, 1691 nucleotides long. RefSeq names its product abscission/NoCut checkpoint regulator-like. The record is from RefSeq and is a predicted model, not a curated record. The coding region runs from base 18 to 1580 and encodes 520 amino acids. The transcript has a single exon. Gene Ontology annotation, molecular function: phosphatidylinositol-3-phosphate binding. Gene Ontology annotation, biological process: abscission; mitotic cytokinesis checkpoint signaling. NCBI's taxonomy places the organism in Eukaryota, Metazoa, Porifera, Demospongiae, Haplosclerida, Niphatidae. Gene Ontology annotation, cellular component: centrosome; midbody; cleavage furrow.
CCACGCCCUAUAACAAAAUGGCUGACAGGUGCUAUGGGUGCACUAGUAAGUACAAGUUUCGAGAAAAGCCGAUAGACUGCCCUCAGUGUCGGAAGAGCUUUUGUAACAAGUGCCUAGACCGUAAGAGAUUGAGUGAGCCCGGAUACUCUUGUGUCUACUGCUCCCAGAAGCAAAAGAGAGCCAACAAAGCAGAAGAGAAAGACAUACUUCAGAACUUUCAUGAACGUUACUAUAAGCACAGGCAGCAGCAGGACCAUUCUAAGUUAUCUCGAGUACCAGUAGAAAGUAAAGCACCACAUGUAUCUAGGACCAGUCCGGCGCAGGCACAGAAACGGGGUUUUCUAAGCCCCGAGGACCAGGAACUUGAAAAUAGAUUUUUAAGGCUUCGUCAAGACCGUGUUACUGAUGUCCCAACUACAGCCGAACUACAAGAGAAAUUCAAUCAGUUUCAAGGCAAAGACACUGCCGAAACACCUUCUAGUACGUCAUCUAAUCAAUCUACUGAGGUUCCACCUGGUAGUAAGACUAACUUUGAGCAGACGCAAGAUCUGAUGAAGCAAAUGAAGGAAGAGGCAGACCUGGAGAACAAGUUAGAAGCACGACAACGCAAACAAGAUUCAGAGAUGGCAGCUCGAUUUGAUGCUUUAAGAGGCAGAGAAACUAGCAUAUCAAACAGUACAACUAAUGACCGGACUAACGAUGAAUCAGAUAAGGUUCUUUCAAGUACAGAGGGAGGUUUAAAACCAGAAGUAGAGACCGACCCUGAGAAACUGUUACAUGAUCUGCAAAAUUUGGCAUCUCAGGAAGAAAGAGCUGCUUUACAAGUACUCGGAUCAUCUGACAUUAAAUCUAUACUACAAAAAGUGAAGCCAGAAGAUGAAAAUCGUCCCGACAUCACUUAUCCUACUUUAGAGGGGGAGGCAAGGUCUAACGAAGGGACAAAUCGUGACAUGAUACCAGAGAAAGAGCUCCAGGGUCUUAUUGAGGAAGGAUUAGCAGAGAAUAAGCUUGAAGCUGAACUGAAGGCAAGAGAUAAUGAUUUCAUAGCAUCUGCUACAAAUCAAGUCUCAAAGUUAAUGACCAACAGUGACAACGAGAGUGACGAAGAGGAGGUGAAGAGUAAACCAAGAGGUGCUGAAGGAGGAGGCUUAGACUUUAAUUGGCGUCACUUUGAAACCAAAGGAGCCGUUUCUAAGACUGCUGACUCAAUAGGACUCGACUGGUUUGACGACGAAGAUGAGGAAUUUGAUGAACAAGUUCACAAGCUUUUAACACAAAUAUCAGAAGAAGCUAAACUGGAGGAAAGAUUGGAAGCAAGUGGAUUGGGACACAUUUUGGAAGAGAAGACCCAAGAACCUAAAGCAUCUCCUCCUUCAGUCAGAGGAGCUGCAGCUGCUAUUUCAGUUAGAGAAGAAGGAGAUGAAUUCCCUUGGUGUUGUAUGUGCAAUGCUGAUGCUGCUCUUAAGUGUUUUGAUUGUGACAAUGAUCUUUAUUGUGUCCCUUGCUUUUCUCAGGGUCACGAAGGAUUCCAGUUGUUUGAUCAUCGCUAUGCACCUUUUGAACAUUCAUCUAGAAAAUAAUAAAAUCUAAUUGUAAUAGCAAGACUAGAACGAUUUGUCUCAUUGUUUUCUUUAUAUUUGUUUGUGUAACAUUACUACAAACUGUUAAAGUAUUUUGGUACAGUGAAGCAA